This is a messenger RNA of Spizellomyces punctatus DAOM BR117, 791 nucleotides long. RefSeq lists its product as uncharacterized. Gene Ontology annotation, molecular function: ubiquitin binding; transcription coactivator activity; phosphatidylinositol-3-phosphate binding. The record is from RefSeq and is a predicted model, not a curated record. Lineage: Eukaryota; Fungi; Chytridiomycota; Chytridiomycetes; Spizellomycetales; Spizellomycetaceae. Gene Ontology annotation, cellular component: nucleus. The transcript is spliced from 7 exons. Gene Ontology annotation, biological process: positive regulation of DNA-templated transcription. Bases 26 to 649 code for a protein of 207 amino acids.
UUCCUUCCUCUGAAAGGCCGUACCAAUGUCACUUAACGGAGCGCAGCUGGAUGCGGAAAACAAGCCUAUACUUGUGUCCGGAGAGAAGAUCUUUUUGAACCAAGAUGGCGUCCGGCUCGAGUAUGAGAGUGGAAAUGGAUAUCCUGGCCAGGGGAACAACUUUUAUUCUCAAAAGGGAACCCUGUUUUUAACAAAUAGAAGAGUUAUCUAUGUUGCGCGCCCCCAUAUGGAUUUCUUUCGCAACCUGAACGUCCCAUUACCGAACUUGCGGAAUGGGAAAUUGAUACAGCCUUGGUUUGAUGCGAAUCGCUACGAGGCAACGGUUGAACCGGUGCCCAACGGGGGCUUGAACUUGGUGGGACAGGUUAAGUUUACGUUUAAAGAGGGCGGCGGAUUUGAAUUUUCAAGCAUGUCGAUGCAACUACGUUCAAGACUUACUGGUGAGACCCUGCCUCACGAAGAAGCCUUACCCCUAUACACACAGGAAGAUACUUCGUCAUCAAGUGGAGCGGGCGCAGCAUCUUCAUCAUCCUCUGCUCCUGCACCAGUCGCCCUUCCAAUCCCACUCCCCCCUUCGUUUUCCGAGCCAGGCGCGGCACCACCAGCAAAUGCAAAUACCCCGCUGGAAGCCCCUCCGCAAUAUGAAUGAUAUGUUGAAUGUGAUCUAGUCGGGCUCUUGGAGUGUGAUUAAUAACUUGAAAUGCUUAUUGUAUGUUGUACUAUCAUUUACUGCCUUUAAUAAAAAAAGAAAGGGAGCUGGGCGCUAGAAUCGCCUCAUUAUGGCUGCAUGA